CCGGAUCCAACGGUGAGCUCCGUUUGUCCAAAUUCGGCUCCGAAAAUAAGGUACGAGAUAUUUUGAGCGUUUUAUUAUGGAUAAAUCAUCAUCGGACACCAUGAUUGCGCUCACUUCCACAAAUUACAAUAUGUGGAAGCCUCGCAUGGAGGAUUUGCUAAAUUUGAGGGAUUUAGCCGAUCCUCUUGAUAAUAAUGGCGUGAAACCGGAUAAAAAGACAGAUGAAGAAUGGACAAAAAUGAAUAGAAAAACAGUCACACAAAUUCGACAGUGGAUAGAUCAUAGUGUGUUCCACCAUGUUGCGCAAGAACAAAGUGCUUACACACUAUGGGAGAAGCUUGGUAGCAUGUAUCAAGCAAAAACCGCCCGAAAUAAGACGUUACUAAUGAGGAGAUUAGUACACCACAAGUUACGAGGAGGUAAUUCGGUGUCAGAACACACCAGUCAAUUCCGGGAUCUUGUGAAUCAGUUGAGCACCACUGGAUGGGUUCUCAAAGAUGAAGAGCAGGCGAUACUACUCUUGAGCUCUCUACCUGACAGCUGGGAGACUCUUGUUGUCACUCUCAGCAAUUCUGCUCCCAAUGGCAAAGUGACUAUGCAGAUGGUCACAGAUGCCCUUAUGAACGAAGAAGCCCGAAGAAAAGAAGCCGGGACUGAACAAUCAUAUGACUUCGUGUCAGAAACCAGCAGACGAGGGGGAGGCAGAAAUGGAGGAAGAAGUAGAGGUCGAGGUAGAGGCCAAGGUCAAAACAGAGGAAAUUCUCAAGUUCGCGGCCGAUCACAAGAACGAGGUAUGUCCUGUGAAAACAAUACUUGGUUUGAAGGAUAUUGCAACUAUUGUGGUAACUAUGGGCAUAGAAAAAGAGAUUGUAGAAAGUUUCUACGAGAGCAGCCACAGACGAGUCAAAAUACUAGCCAAGAAGACGGUGAGACCAUGGUUAGUUUGUCAUCAGACGUGUGUCUUGUUACACAUGGUGAACAAGAAUGUUUACACGUAGGUACUCAUGAUGUUGAGUGGGUGAUUGAUACAGCCACAUCAUUUCACGCUACUCCACACCAGAACUUUUUCACAUCUUAUAAGUCAUGAGACUUUGGAGCUGUGAAGAUGGGAAACACGAGUUUCUCGAAGAUUGUUGGCAUUGGUGAUGUGCACAUAACAACCAAUGUCGGAUGCGCACUUUUGUUGAAAGAUGUUCGACAUGUUCCGGAUCUUAGAUUGAAUCUUAUCUCCGGUACAGCUCUGGAUCAACAAGGAUAUCUUAACCGAUUCAAAGAAGGUACGUGGAAGUUAUCUAAAGGUUCCUUGGUUGUUGCAAGAGGCCAUAUUUGUGGUACUCUUUAUAAAACUCAUGCAAAGUUGUGUCAUCCAAGUCUUAAUGCUGUUGAAGAAGAGAUAUCACCAAACUUGUGGCACCGGAGGCUAGGCCACUUGAGCGUGAAGGGAUUGACAACUCUUGCAAAGAAGGACGUCAUUUCCAUGGGCAAAGGUGUUGCCCUAGAUCUAUGCGAACACUAUCUAUUCGGGAAACAACACAGGGUUUCCUUCAGUUCUACCAGGAAGAACCAUUCAGAGUUACUCAGUCUUGUACACUCUGAUGUAUGCAGACCCAUUGAAGAGGAGUCACUUGGAGGAAGCAGAUAUUUCGUGACAUUCAUUGAUGAUGCAUCACGAAAGGUAUGGGCUUAUUGUUUGAAGAGUAAGGAUCAAGUGUUUGAUCGCUUCAAAUUAUUUCAUGCCAUGGUAGAAAGAGAAACAGGGAAGAAGCUGAAGUGCCCGCGUUCAGACAAUGGAGGAGAGUACACUUCUCGGGAGUUCUCAGCAUAUUGCGCCUCAUAUGGAAUUAGACAUGAAAAGACGGUUCCACGAAGUCCGCAACACAAUGGUGUAGCCGAAAGAAUGAAUCGGACCAUUAUGGAGAAAGUUCGUUGCAUGCUGAGUAUGGCUAAACUACCUAAGCCAUUUUGGGGUGAAGCUGUGCUGACAGCUUGUUAUCUUAUAAAUAGGUCACCUUCUGUUCGUUUAAACUUUGAAGUGCUAGAGAAGAAAUGGUCAGGAAGAGAUGUUUCUUACUCUCACUUAAAAGUGUUCGGGUGCAAGGCAUUUGCACAUGUGUCCAAGGAGUUGAGACAGAAGCUGGAUCUCAAGUCAAACCCAUGCAUCUUCAUCGGGUAUGGUGAUGAAGAAUUCGGAUACCGGUUGUGGGAUCCCAAAUUGAAGAAAGUUGUACGAAGCAGAGAUGUUGUAUUUCAUGAAAACGAGUUUCAUGGGUGUGCUCCAAUAAUCCGCCAACAACAUACUCUAGAAGACAAAGUGCCUGCAUCAUCAAACAUUCCUCUCAGCGACGAGGAGAUGCAUGAUACUACUGAACAAGAGAGUGAUGGUUCAGUAGAUGAUGAUAUUCCUCAGCAGGGGAAGCCUUCAUCUGAAGAUGAAGCUGAAGGUAUUCAUGUUCGACGUUCUAUGCGAGGCAUAGUUCCACAAAGAAAGUAUUCCACAUCCGAAUGGAUACUUGUUGCUAGCGAGGGGGAGCCUCCGAGCAUCGCAUGAACGAGAGAAAUAAAGAAAAAGGUGGAGGGGGAGAUUUGUAGAGAGUUUCCACCUUCUUUCUUGGAAGUUGCCAAGAGACAUAUAACACCUUCUAGGAAGGAGCUAUCAAACACAUGAACAUGGAAGGAGAUAUGGAGAUAACUAGGAAGCUUGGAUGCAACUUCCUCUUGUCUCCAACUUAGCCUAUAAAUAAAGUGUUCUAUUGUUGUUCAUAUCAUCAGUUUAGAAAGUGAGAAAAGUGUGUGAAGAGUGAAAUACACUUAGAGUAGAAGUGUAUUGGUGAGGAUUGGUUUUUUGUAAUAGUUGAGUGUGAGAGUUUGCUCCUCC
Cuscuta epithymum is the source of this 2875-nucleotide messenger RNA. NCBI's taxonomy places the organism in Eukaryota, Viridiplantae, Streptophyta, Magnoliopsida, Solanales, Convolvulaceae. The record is from the annotation of a GenBank genome assembly.